AACUUACGGGGGGAAUCUCAAGGAUUUCCCUGUAGCUCUUAACAGAUCCCCGUGUCCUGACGAGCGCCAACACUCUUGAGUGAGUGCCGGGCCGAGAAGCACCGCCUUUCCCAUCGCAUCGCACGCAGAUGUCGAUGCCCAUGCUCGCGACCUAGCCAAUCCUAUACAACUUUUCACAUGCUUCCGUCUCGUAGCACCUAUAUAUGCCGCCUUCGCGCACAUGCGGCUUGGCUUAGAAUCCCCUCCGACAGAUCUCCGCUUCGGUCUUUGCAUCUCGAUACGAGGCAACCAGAGCCCCAGUGCGACGUAGGGACAAUCCCACCGUACUCACAUGCGUCGAGCGGAAGUGUCUUAGUGCCAUGUAGGAGACCGACCGCCAGGGAAACCCAACGUUGGACAGGCGGCGGUUGGCCGACCGGCCAAUCAGUCGUUGCCGUCUCCAUCGGCGUCAUCACAACCCCCUCUGUCAGGAACAUCGGAGCGCGGCCGAUUCUUCGGCGCAUAUGUACACACAUGAACUGUUGGUUCCUGCGUCUGAGACAUGGCCUCGCGUUGAGAAAAAAAAUUUUUUUUUUUUUCCUCUACCCAGAUGUGAACGAUCACACAGAAUCGUCACUUAUCGCAUUCCCGAAAUAAUGUUCUACGUCCGUCACCCGCAUAUAGAAACCAACUCGUGAUCGCGUAAAAUUUCCCAGGGCUAACACGCUAUUCCCGGACAGCGUGCGGGAAGGCGGUGAAUAGGACGGCUUCGCCGAGGCGAACCGGGGGAUCGGAGCGCGGGUGAAGGUGAGGAGGGGAGAGGGAGGGGGAGGUGAGAGCACCGCCGUAUUGGCUCGUACAGACGAUACCCUUCCCUUAUCGUUCCAGCGAGGUUC
This is a messenger RNA of Durotheca rogersii, 875 nucleotides long. RefSeq lists its product as uncharacterized. Lineage: Eukaryota; Fungi; Ascomycota; Sordariomycetes; Xylariales; Xylariaceae. The transcript has a single exon. Bases 178 to 636 code for a protein of 152 amino acids. The record is from RefSeq and is a predicted model, not a curated record.